GAGCGGGCGUACCGAGGAUGGGGACUAUGGUUGCAUCGGUGUUGUUGGAGUCAUGUCCACUCAUACUCGGUGCAUGUGAGCAAGGCCGGGGGCUACAAUAAUUCGACCUUGGGGCGUGAGAGCACUGCCGCGAGUCACCCCUCCUCAGUGAUUCAAUGUUCUCCAUCCUACUGCCAGUCUUCGUGGCCUCAUUCGCUUGCGUAGAGGCCCAACAUGGCUCUGGCGCGGAAGGCACAGAAAUGGGUCCUGUUGCCUUCCUCUGGCCCCCGGACCGCAACUGGACAGCCCAAGGAGACAACAUCGCGCCAUGUGGCAGUCCAGAUGGCCCGUCGAAUAGGACUGAAUUCCCGCUGACGCAGGGUGCGGUGGCCUUGACAAUCGCGGACGAGGCUUGGAAUGUAGCGAUACGUCUUGCGACUGGGAAUGACCCGCGAACGCAGGACGACUUCGUAGACGACCAGGUUGUAUCCAAUGUUUCUGAAGUCGAUCCUGGCCACCAGUGCUACAAGCUCCAGAAUCUAGAGGGGAUGACCGCGGGCAUGAAUGCGACGAUUCAGAUGGAGUAUUGGGGGGAGUUUGAAGGCGAGAAUGAUGGGAAGAACCAGUCGUUCUUUGCUUGCGCAGACAUUACCUUCGUAUCCGUAUCCGACUUCACUACUGCCGUUCCCUGCUUCAACGUCACUUCCGACGAGUUCGAAGCCCCAUCUCCCUCUAAUACGUCUUCUCCUACCUCAUCCUCCUCCAUUUCUCCAUCUUCAACCUCUAAUGCCUCCUCGUCCGAGUCUCAAUCCCGCGGCAGCGGUCUCUCAACGGGUGCAAAAGCCGGCAUAGCAGUCGGCUCGAUCAUCGGCGGGCUGGCGCUGAUCGGGGUUGUGGCGGUGUUGAUGCUAAGGCGGGGCAAGGCGCAAGGGCUUAAGGGGAAGGAGGAGUAUGAGUUAAGAGCGAAGAGUUUGGGGGAGCCGAGGCCUGGGGGAGAUCAGAGAGGGUAACUGAUUUAGUUGGUAGGCAGAUCGAAUAUUGCUUUGCAUUAGAUAGAGCAGUCCACGAUUGGUUUAGGUAGAAGCUUGUGAGAUGGUUCUCCGUUAAAGCACCUCGACUUC
Molecule: messenger RNA, 1100 nt
Organism: Paraphaeosphaeria sporulosa
Lineage: Eukaryota; Fungi; Ascomycota; Dothideomycetes; Pleosporales; Didymosphaeriaceae
Exons: 3
Coding region: 156-989 (277 amino acids)
Source: RefSeq, a predicted model, not a curated record